AUGGCCACGACAGAAGCAGCUCCAGCUUCUGCUGGUCCGAGAUAUGCCCCAGAGGAUCCAACUCUUCCCAAACCAUGGAAAGGGCUUAUUGAUGGAAGCACCGGGAUUCUGUAUUACUGGAAUCCUGAAACGAACAUCACUCAAUACGAAAGACCUUCUGCACCGCCUCCACCGUUGCCAGCUGGCGCUCCUCCGCACCCUUCCACGACACCGAAGCUUGCUCAGAUUCCUGUGCCUUCUGCAGGACAAGGCCACCAAGCUCAGCUCGAACAAGCAAAACCAGUUGGUCAUGUGUCUCAGCAGCAUGGUUUACAACAACAGCCACAACAGUUCCCAUCCCAACACGUAAGACCCCAUAUGAUGCAGCAGCAGCAACAUCCCGGCCAGCAAAUGCCUCAACAGUCAGGUCAACAGUUUUCCCAACAGCAGGGACAAUCGAUGGCGCCACAGACCCAUGGGCAUCCUUCUCUACAGACGUAUCAGCCAACGCCGCAGCAAGCAAUGCAGAACCAGCAUUCACAGAUGCCUCAGCAGCUGAGCCAUCAGUAUGCACAUUCACAACAACAGUACAUGGGCUAUCGACCUUACACGCAACCACAAGGGCCUCAAAAUUCACAUCAGACACCUCAUGUUGGUCCCCAGAGUCAGCAGUUUCCGAGCCAGCAAGAGUACAACUCACUGCCUCCAAAGAGAGAGGGAGACGAGUUCCAUGGGGGUAAGAAAACUGGGUUUUCUCAACCCCAUUUUCAAAAUGCUGAAGGUUCGCCAUCUCAAAAUACCCCCUUUGAGGCUAAAGCAUCAUCGCAAAGAACAAAUGCAAACUUGGCUCUAGCGCAGCAAUACAAUGGACCUCAAGCAAACAUUCAACAUCCUGCUGCAGGCGCACAGUUUCAACAGCCAGGGGCUAAUCUGCUCUACCAGCAGUUUGGACCUAGGCCUCCAAAUCACAUGGACCCCAUGUUGCACCAGAAGUCUCAUGGUUCCCCUUUCCGAUCAAAUAAUACUUAUGAGAAUAAUUUACAAUCGAGACCUGGGAGUGACUCCUACGUUAACACGAGAAUGGAAGGGCCGGUUAGGGGCGCCCAACCACUUCAUCCUAAGGAUGUAAGGAUAGGUGGUCCACCUGCAAAUGGUGAUCCCGCCAUGGGGCAAUCAGGGCAUGGAACAUAUGGGCACGCUGGUCCAGCUUUUCCAAAUAAAUCCUUAGCGAGGCCACAUUUUAUCACACCUUCUGAUGUUCCCCAUCUCUCGCCUGUUGAAAUCUACCGAAAACAGCAUGAAGUCUCGACAAGUGGUGAGAACAUUCCAGCUCCAUUCAUCACAUUUGAAUCUAGUGGUCUCCCACCUGAAAUACUUAGAGAGUUGCUUUCUGCUGGAUUUCCAUCCCCAACACCGAUCCAAGCUCAAACAUGGCCAAUUGCUCUGCAGAGCAGGGAUAUAGUUGCAAUUGCAAAAACUGGUUCUGGUAAAACAUUGGGAUACUUGAUCCCUGCCUUCAUUCUUCUUAAGCACUGUCGCAAUGACCCCCGCAAUGGCCCCACAGUUUUGAUCUUAGCUCCUACUCGGGAGCUUGCUACACAGAUACAAGAUGAAGCCCUUAGGUUUGGCCGGUCUUCCAGAAUAUCAUGCACUUGCUUGUACGGUGGAGCUCCAAAGGGUCCUCAAUUGAAAGAGUUGGAACGAGGAGCUGAUAUUGUGGUGGCAACUCCUGGGCGUCUAAAUGAUAUACUGGAGAUGAAGCAGAUUGAUUUCCAGCAAGUUUCCCUUCUUGUGCUUGACGAGGCAGACCGAAUGCUUGACAUGGGUUUUGAACCCCAAAUCCGUAAGAUUGUGAAUGAAAUACCUCCUCGGAGACAGACACUUAUGUACACUGCAACUUGGCCAAAAGAAGUUAGAAAAAUUGCAAGCGAUCUCCUUGUGAGCCCUGUCCAAGUUAACAUAGGCAGCGUAGAUGAGUUGGCUGCAAACAAAUCGAUAACACAGUUUGUAGAGGUAGUCCCACAAAUGGAGAAAGAAAGACGUUUGGAGCAAAUCCUCAGGUCGCAAGAACGAGGUUCAAAAGUUAUAAUAUUCUGUUCCACGAAGAGGCUAUGUGACCAUCUUGCACGCAGUGUCGGACGUAAUUUUGGCGCUGUUGUAAUCCAUGGAGACAAGUCUCAAGGUGAGAGAGAUUGGGUGCUUAACCAGUUCCGAAGCGGGAAGUCGUGUGUGUUGAUAGCUACCGACGUUGCUGCCCGGGGACUCGAUAUAAAAGACAUAAGAGUUGUGAUCAACUACGACUUUCCAACUGGAGUUGAAGACUAUGUCCACCGUAUUGGGAGAACCGGUCGAGCUGGUGCAACAGGAGUUGCAUUCACUUUCUUUACAGAGCAAGAUUGGAAAUACGCGCCUGAUUUGAUCAAAGUCCUGGAAGGAGCAAACCAGCAAGUACCGCCUCAGGUGAGGGACAUUGCAAUGCGUGGUGGUGGUGGUGGUCCAGGUUUUAGCCAGGACCGAAGAGGCAUGGGAAACCGUUUUGACUCUGGCGGUGGUGGGAGCCGUUGGGAUUCUGCAGUUGGGUUUGGUGGGCGUGGUGGUGGGUUUGGUGGCCGUAGUGGCGGAUUUGGAAUGAGGGAUGACUCAUUUGGACGUGGCGGGAAUCGGGGUCGGAGUUUUCCUGGUCCAGAUGCUAGUCAUAUGAAUGUGGGUAGAGGCGGAUUUGGUCGGUUUGGCAAUAAUAAUAUGGACGGGAGAGGCUUUGGGCGUGGCGGUGGUGGUGGUGGUAGAGGCUUUGGGCGUGGCGGUGGUGGACGGUUUGAUAACAGAAGAGGUAGAAGCCGUAGCAGAAGUCCUGAUUUGGUUAGGCCGCGGCGCCGUAGCUAUAGCCGUAGCCGGAGCCGGAGCUAUAGUCGUAGCCGUAGCAGGAGCUGGUCACGCUCAAGGAGUCGUAGCCCUAGGCAUAGCCGUGACCGUGGUGGUCAUAAUCGGAGCAGAAGCUAUAGCCGUAGUCCUAGCCCGGUUUAUGAAAGACGAGAUAGGCCACCGCGUGUUUCUGGGUUUGAUAUUAAACCACCAGUUGAGUCUGUAGUGAACCCGGACACAGUAGCAGCGGCGGCUUUUGAAACCGUGGUCUCUACGCCACUGUCUGAGAGACAAGGGAAUGGGGUUGUCGAGCCAGAGGCAGAAGCGGCUUUAGUACGACCAGUGAUUGAUGAUUCCUAA
Molecule: messenger RNA, 3201 nt
Organism: Thlaspi arvense
Lineage: Eukaryota; Viridiplantae; Streptophyta; Magnoliopsida; Brassicales; Brassicaceae
Source: the annotation of a GenBank genome assembly